AUGCGUCUGCAUGCUGAGGUGCGGGAUGAUAUGGAGGAGAGCGAGGAGUGGGCUGUGAUGUCUUCGGCGGCGUUGUCGCCAAUCAUCGGCGCCGCGGCGCCGGCUCCCCGGCUAGUGGUGGGCUACGCCCUCACGAAGAAGAAGGUGAAGAGCUUCCUCCAGCCCAAGCUGCUCCUGCUGGCGAGGAAGAAUGGAAUCAGUUUUGUAUCUAUUGAUGAGUCUCUUCCCCUCUCAGAACAAGGCCCUUUUGAUGUUAUUUUACACAAGAUUACUAGGAAGGAGUGGCAGCAGGUUCUGGAGGACUAUCAUGAAGAACAUCCAGAAGUUACUGUCCUUGACCCACCAAAUGCUAUCAAGCAUCUGAACAAUCGACAAUCGAUGCUUGAAGAAGUAGCUGAUUUGAACCUGUCAAAUUUCUAUGGUGAAGUUUGUACCCCACGCCAACUGGUCAUUUCGGAGGACCCAUCCUCUAUACCAACUGCUGUAGCUAUGGCUGGACUGACAUUGCCCUUGGUUGCCAAGCCAUUGGUUGUUGAUGGAACAUCUAAAGGUCACGAACUGUAUCUUGCAUAUGAUGUGGCAUCCUUGUCAAUGCUUGAUCCGCCUCUCGUUCUACAGGAAUUCAUAAACCAUGGCGGGAUCCUCUUUAAGGUGUAUAUCAUUGGUGAAACAGUACAGGUUGUCCGCAGGUUCUCUCUUCCUGAUGUUAACACAUAUGACUUACUAAACAACGUUGGCGUCUAUCGAUUGCCAAGAGUUUCAUGUGCUGCAGCUAGUGCGGAUGAUGCAGAUCUUGACCCUCUUAUUGCAGAGCUUCCUCCAAGGCCACUCCUAGAGAAACUGGGCAGGGAGCUUCGUGUCCGGCUGGGUUUGAGAUUGUUCAAUAUAGAUAUGAUUAGAGAACUUGGAACCAAAGAUCGGUACUACAUAAUUGAUAUCAACUACUUCCCAGGUUACGGUAAAAUGCCAGGAUAUGAGCGCAUGUUCACAGACUUCUUACUAAGUCUCGCACAAAGCAAGUACAAAAGAUUCAUAGUCCAGCCUCCAGUGGAUGCAAGGCCAAACCAAGACCAAGGCCCUGGUGGGCAACCUCAAGGAGGUGCAGUGGAUGGGGCCAUGGAGGAGGCCUUCGCGGUGAAGCACCUCGUUGGCGCCGACGACGUGGGCGCCGAGGUCAAGCUACUCACCUCGGUGGCGUACCAGAACCGUCCAAAGUGCUUGUCAGGACACGGCACGCAGACGUGCACCUCCACGUCAAGGUCACCGGGUUCGGCCAGCCAGCGCCACCGUCGCCACCAACCCUUGCAUCUGGUACGCACCGGAGGUGUGGAGCAGGAGGCGGCCAAGUGCACCGAGGAGACGGACGUGUACAGCUUUGAGAUGCUGACAGGGAAUUCCCGAUCGAGGACCACCACCUGCGGGGGGAGCACAUGA
Messenger RNA from Miscanthus lutarioriparius, 1434 nucleotides. The record is from the annotation of a GenBank genome assembly. NCBI's taxonomy places the organism in Eukaryota, Viridiplantae, Streptophyta, Magnoliopsida, Poales, Poaceae.